Brassica oleracea var. oleracea is the source of this 1356-nucleotide messenger RNA. RefSeq names its product U3 small nucleolar RNA-associated protein 25-like. Gene Ontology annotation, cellular component: nucleolus; small-subunit processome. Gene Ontology annotation, molecular function: rRNA binding; U3 snoRNA binding. The record is from RefSeq and is a predicted model, not a curated record. The transcript has 17 exons. NCBI's taxonomy places the organism in Eukaryota, Viridiplantae, Streptophyta, Magnoliopsida, Brassicales, Brassicaceae. Bases 1 to 1356 code for a protein of 451 amino acids. Gene Ontology annotation, biological process: maturation of SSU-rRNA from tricistronic rRNA transcript (SSU-rRNA, 5.8S rRNA, LSU-rRNA).
AUGGGGAUUACUCUAUGGCUGCUUCUUCAUCUACUAGUGCCAUAUAGUGAGCACCUAAGUCAUAUUUUAUCAAGUGAAGAAGUGGAAACUUUACCAAAAGACAAACGCGAGUUUAAAUGGGAAGCACCUGCCAUUGGCAUGCCAAAUUGCAUCUGGAAAGAAACAAGACCAAAUUUUCUUCAUAAUGCUCAGAGUGAUUCAACUUAUGGCAUCAAGCCUAGGUUACUUGAGCACUGGAUUCAAUUGUAUGAGAAAGCUGGAGGAGAAGAUUUUGGCUCAUCUACAAGGAGAAGAUUCUUCUCAAUUUGCAACAGCUAUAUGGAUAUUUUGCAUUCUAACAAGAAACCCUUUUACAAUGGAGACCGUAGAGAAGAUUCAAGUCACACUAAUGCAUAUCUUAUGCAUUCUUUGAAUCACAUUUUUAGAGCUAGAGAUCUUGUCAAGAAGAAUGAAAGUAAAAUUUCCAAGCUUUCUGAUGGGGAAACUCCUGAUGAUAGAUUCCGGGACAGAGGAUUUACUAGUCCAAAGGUACUGAUUCUACUACCAUUGAGAAGUGUUGCCUUUCGCGUUGUUAAUAGGCUCAUACAACUAACUCCAGAAGCUCAUAGGGGUACUGUGGAACACCAUGGCCGGUUUAACGAUGAGUUUGGAUGUGAAGAAGAACCUGAUGAGAAAGAUGAUGAUGGGAAGCCUUCAAAACCUCGUGAUUGGGAACCCCUAUUUGGUGAAAGAAACAAUGAUGAUACCUUUGUGCUAGGCAUUAAGUAUACAAGGAAGAGCAUUAGGCUGUAUAAUGAUUUCAUUACCUCGGACAUGAUUAUUGAUUCCCCUCUCGGGUUACAGUUGGCCUUGGGAAAAGAAAAAGACAAGAAGAGACUGAGGAAAGAAGACAACAAGAAAGUGGUUCUUGAUUAUCUGUCCUCCAUCGAGGUUUUUGGUAUGGAUCAUGCGGAUGUAAUGUAUAUGCAGAACUGGAAGCACGUUCAAACAGUACUCACAAAAUUAAAUGUACAGUCAUCAGGACAUCAUAAUACUGAUGUAAACCGAGUCCGGCUGAUGUAUCUCGAUGGACAUGCACGGUUCUAUCGGCAGUCAAUAAUUUUAAGUUCUUAUUUAACCCCAGAUAUCAAUGCUCUAUUCAAUGAGCAUUGCUUGAACUAUAAAGGAAAGAUUAAGCUGGAGUGUGAACACAAAGGUGUUCUUCAUGAAGUGUUGCACAAUGUUUGUCAAUUUAUGAAAAAAAUUGAUGCAGACUCGAUGCAACAAGCUGAACAUGCACGUUUUGAAUAUUUUGCCAAAAAGAUAUUCCCAAGAAUUAAAGAUUCUGUUCAGGUACUCCCAUCAUUUAAAGGCUGA